This is a messenger RNA of Wyeomyia smithii (pitcher-plant mosquito), 1439 nucleotides long. Its product is annotated as regucalcin-like. The record is from RefSeq and is a predicted model, not a curated record. Gene Ontology annotation, biological process: L-ascorbic acid biosynthetic process. The transcript is spliced from 3 exons. Lineage: Eukaryota; Metazoa; Arthropoda; Insecta; Diptera; Culicidae. Bases 798 to 1433 code for a protein of 211 amino acids. Gene Ontology annotation, molecular function: calcium ion binding; gluconolactonase activity.
UUUUGAUAUUUUUGACAUGACAAUUCCGAUAUUUUGGAUAUUUUUACAACUAGUUUUGAACUUAUGUUUUUGUUCAACGUUUACCGUAACUGCCGCUUGAUAAAUAUACUGUCAGUUAUUUCUCUCCAGUUAACUUCAUGAUGACAGCUGAAGCAUCAAUCUGAUAUUUAAGUUUGCUUUGUUUUAAAUAAAACGGAUUGAGGGUGUACAACAAAUGUGACCUGGAUAAAAUAUCCAAGUCUCUAAGCAACAACCCGUCUUUUUUUUAAUGAUUUUAGACUUACAAACAAAAAACGAUUAUAGCAGUAAAAUCUCGUAUUAUUGGAAACUUUUAAGACGAACUCAACAUUGAAGCAUUUCAGCUAAUAGAGUUGAUUAGAGAUAAUGUUUUUCAGUUACUUUUAACACUUAUAAGCAACUCAACUUAACGUGAGCUGCAACAGUCGACAGACGAGAUCGCAAUGGAGUCAUCUGCUUGCUAUAAGGUUGAACAACUACCUGGUCCUGCCUGUUUGCUAGGUGAAGGUCCCAUCUGGGACGUAGACAGCCAAAGCUUGUAUUAAGUGGAUAUUCUUGGUGCGGCAAUUCUUCGCUUCGAUUACGGACAGAAUCAAACGUUCAGGGCAACUAUUGAUGGUUUGGCGCCGAUUUCUUUCAUCUUUCUGGUUGAAGGACGCCGUGGUGAGUUCGUUUUGGGUACGGAGACGGAGCUAACUUUGGUUAGCUGGGAUGGUAAAUCUGCCAAAGCAACAUUUUUAGACACGUUGGCCAGUUUGAAAUUGGAAGGAGGUAACCCGAUGCGUUUCAACGAUGGCAAGGUGGACCGGUUUGGUCGUCUGUAUACUGGUACUAUGCUAAUGGAGGGACAUGGGGAUGUGUUCAAGGAGAGAGAUGGUAAACUGUAUCGAUUCGAUGGUAAAUUGGGUAAGGGUUUCAUAGAGCAAAAGGAUGGAAUCGGUAUUUCCAAUGGAAUUACCUGGAACAAGGAAAAUGACGCUCUUUAUUACGUUGAUUCCUGUGCAUUUGAUGUGAAAGUGUUCCAGAUUAAUGCUGCUGGUGAUUUGAUGAAUGAACAGGUGCUGAUUGAUUUUAGCAACAAUGGAAAGAUUCCAGGAUUCGUUGGGGAUGGAAUGCCUCAUGAUGCGGAGGGUAAUCUGUACUUGGCUGCAUGGUGUGGUUCGAAAGUUCUGAAAAUUGAUCCAGCGAAACGAUCGAUCGUUCAAGAAAUAGGGCUUCCGGUUACGCAAGUGACCUCGGUUGCAUUCGGUGGUCCUCGACUUGAUGAACUGUUCGUCACCACAGCAGCCACGGAGAUAUUUGAUGGAACGGAGGGACUGAUCAAUCUGCGACCGCCCGGAUCGGGGAAAGUUUUUAAGGUUACUGGAUUAGCAGUAAAGGGUCAAGGAAUGAAUAAAAUUGUUCUGAAUGAGUAACCACAA